AUGAUCGGUACGGACUCCUAUCACCUUAUAAUCGACUUUCUUCCACCAACAAAAACAACUUCUGAUUACAGAUUUUCAGAAUUGAGUAUAACCGAAAUUGACAUCAAAUCACCAACAGAUACAAAUAUGAUCCCAGCAGCUAUAGAACCAAUUAAAGCGAAGCUGAUUGGGAAGGGCGUCAUCAGACUUUAUAGGGAGUUUGAGGAAGACCCUUCGUCAAAUGAAGCUCAGAACAAGAAGAAAACCGCGACCAACCCUGGAGACAACACCAUGGUGGCUAUUUUAGCCAUACCUACGUAUUUUACCGCAACUGAUCUAUUGGGUUACAUAGGAGAAGUAUUUGUCUCUUCCAUUUCCCAUAUAAGGAUUUUAAAGAGUGACAAAGCUAAUAGGUUUAUGGUAUUGAUAAAGUUUCGCGAUAUUGUGAGAGCAGCAGAAUUCCAGUACCAAUUUGAUGGGAAAAGUUUCAACUCAAUGGAACCAGAAACGUCGCAUGUUAUAUUUGUCAGCUCUGUUCAAAUUCAGUAUCAGCAGCGGCUUGAGGGCAUGCAGUCUCUAAUUCCUUUCCUAUUGUCAGACCCAUUCACGUCAACAUCUGAUCCCAAGCAGACCAAUUCAGGUACUGACGAGAUUGCCAAUGAUGAUACACGGAUAGAGCUUCCGACAUGUCCCGUGUGUCUCGAGAAGAUGGAUUCUGCAAUUACUGGUCUACUCACUAUCCCCUGCCAACACACUUUCCAUUGCCAAUGUCUUUCCAGAUGGCGGGAUGAUUCAUGUCCAGUUUGCAGAUACUCGCAUAAUUUGACCAAGUUAGCAAGCUUAAACCAAGACAGGACGUCACAAAAUCUAAACAGAAGAGAAUCUACCCUGCAGGAUAAUACACCACUGCAGGCUCCUGCAUCCACAAGCGAAGAAAAUGAUGUUUGCAUGGAUUGUCAGGUGAGGUCGAAUUUAUGGAUCUGUUUGAUAUGUGGAAACGUAGGCUGCAGCAGGUAUGCACCCGAGCAACACUCACUAAAGCAUUUUGUUACCACAGGUCAUUGCUUUGCUAUGGAAAUAAAUACAAGUAGGGUGUGGGAUUAUGCAGGAGACAAUUAUGUUCAUCGAUUGGUUACUAAUGAAUCGGAUGGUAAAUUAGUGGAACUACCUGAUAAGAGUGAUACGAAGGAGUCAAAAAGCUUAGGUAAUGCGGUAGACAAGAUUGAUGCAGUUGGUUUUGAGUACUCUCAGCUACUAAUCAGCCAGCUCGCAAGUCAACGUGAGUACUAUCAAGACCUUCUAGACCAACAAGCAAUGCGAUUAGCAUCAACAUCAUUAUCGAAAUCUAGAAAGGGUUCUGUGAUCACUUCAAGUCUGUAUCUGGAUACCGUGAGAGAACUUGAGAUGAAAAUCGAAGAUUUAACCGACAAAGUGGCGGAUCUAACGACUUCGGUUGUGCCUUCAUUGAAGGAAAAGAUACAAAAGAAGGAGGAAAAGAUUCAUAACUUGAGUAAGCAAUUGUGUACAGCAAAUGCAUUGAAUGAGGCAUUUUCCAAUAAAAUUGAGCACGUCACGAAAGCAAACGAUGACCUCAAAGUCGCUAUUGAAGAUAUUAAAAGCCAGAACAAUGACCUAAAUGACCAAGUGAGGGAUUUAAUGUUCUUUCUCGAAAGUCGAGAGAAGUUCAAAGACGAGUCAGAAGACGUGAAGCAAGGUACUGUCGUUAUACCGCAGCAGUCGUCGGCGUCAUCAUCAUCAUCAACAUCAGCAAAGAAGAAAAAGAAAAAGGCAAAGAAAUAG
Molecule: messenger RNA, 1779 nt
Organism: Lodderomyces theae
Lineage: Eukaryota; Fungi; Ascomycota; Pichiomycetes; Serinales; Debaryomycetaceae
Exons: 1
Coding region: 1-1779 (592 amino acids)
Biological process (GO): protein ubiquitination; Ras protein signal transduction
Cellular component (GO): cytoplasm
Molecular function (GO): zinc ion binding; ubiquitin protein ligase activity
Source: RefSeq, a predicted model, not a curated record